Molecule: messenger RNA, 192 nt
Organism: Entrophospora candida
Lineage: Eukaryota; Fungi; Glomeromycota; Glomeromycetes; Entrophosporales; Entrophosporaceae
Source: the annotation of a GenBank genome assembly
AUGGAAAUAUCUUUUAAUGAAGAUUACAGAGAUUUGGUUUGUAUAUAUUUUGAAAAUAUAUCUUCAUCAGUUCUUAGAAAUAAUGAAUUGUCAUCAUCUUCAGAAUCUAUAGAUAUGUCAGGGAAUUUUAUUUCGGAAUCGUGCCCUAGUGUGAAUAUUUCAAUUAUAAAAAACAAAAAGCCAUCAUGUUGA